UCUUUAUUUCACUUCAUAUCAUUCCAUGCAUAUGUGAAAGUAAAUGUUUCUCGUUUUCUAUUCCCUCGUGCUUUGCCUUUCUCUCUUUUAAUUGAAAAAAGAUUGAUUUUUGAAAGGAUUUUUAAGCAUCGCGUGCUCUCUCUGUGUGAAAAUUAUAUGCAUUGACCCUCUUUUUUGUAUAAAACUUUGAAUUUUCCCUCCUUUUAAUGCACUAAGCUGAAUUUGUGAUUGAGCUUCAUAUGAAAAGAAAAAUUGUGAUUAUAGAGGUGAAUUGCAUAGGUUGAUUGAAUGAUUUAGAAAAAAAUGGGUGGUGGAAUUGGGGGAGGGAGGGUGGAGGUGAUUGAUGCUAAGGGGUGUUCAAGGAUGUUCAUGGAUAUUUCUUCCUCAUUCAGAGGAAUCCCCACAUUUUGUUUGGAGCCUCCGUCUCCAGCUACCGCUGCUGUGUCUGAAACUCCGGUUAAAACUGUGAAAAGGAAAGGUCCUUUCUCCGGCCUUGUCAUUUGCGUGCCGGGGCUCUCUAAGGAAACACGGAAGCAGGUGAAGGAAGCAACGGAGGGAUUGGGAGGUCAAUAUAGUCCUCAUCUCCAUCCUCACUGCACCCACUUGGUGGUUCAGAGCUUUCAUGGACGUAAGUUUGAGAACGCUAUGCAACACGGAACUCCCAAGGGCUUACUCCUGGUAACAAUUGGGUGGUUUGUGGAUAGUGUCAAGAGGAAUGUUAGGCUGAAUGAAACACUGUACAGUGUUAAUAGCAUCGAAGAUAAUGGUUUAGCAAUUAAAGACUUGAAACGGCUUGAUCAGAACUCUGGUGCUGAAAAUUCGUGUCUGCCUUCUGAUUUGCUGAAGCAUACUAAACAACCCGACUACUGUGGAGCUCCUGGCUCCCAGUUUCCAGAGAGGGAGAGAAAAAGACACUCUACUUCAUCAUCCUUUUCCGGUCAAACCUUUUACGUUGAUGUUGAUGUACCAGCAGAGCUUCACAGUAAGGUUUCUGAGGCUCUCUGUGCUGAAGGUGCUAUCUUACUAGAUCAAUGGUUUGUUGGCUGCAAUGCUACUUAUGUAGUAUGCGAAGGACCUUCUGUGCAAAAAUAUAUGCGACAUUCGACCAAUGCUGUAACACCGCUAUGGGUUCUAAAGUCUGCAAAAGAAAAAUGUCUUCACAGACUCGUCCAUUUAUCGGCCGAUCUAGCCAGGUAUACUGGAGCUAGAGUUGAUAACUCCAGGCAUGGUGUUUCCCAUGAGGGUGCGAGUAUGGUGACUUGUUCUGCCGAUAAAAUCAGCUAUGAAGAGAGGCGAAUGAAGGUGAACCUAGCCAAAGAUGGCGUAAGAAAGCGUCGCAACAAUCAAAUGCAGACAUGUCAAACUCCAAUACGCCCGAUAACACCAGCCAGUCUUUUGGAUUCGAUUAGCUGGUUGAUAUCUGAGCCAACCUCAACUGCUUCCAUUAAUACGGAGUCCUCAAAUGUCGAGAAUGGUGUUGAAGACCAGCCACCCGUGUUCUUUGAUGCAAAAAAGGAGAGAAAAAAAUCCGAGGCUUCGUUUGUGAACUUGUCUCGACCCCUCACAGAAAGCAUGAAGUCCGAGUUAAUACUAAAAGGACGUUUCCUCACGAUCAUGUUCCCUGUCGACCGGUUCUCUGAGAUGGGCCCUUGUGCAAGAACAUUCUUCAGCAACAAAGGGUUUACAUGUAUGCAGGUGUUGGAUUAUAUCUAUGCAUUUUACCAGGAGAAUAUGUCUAGUGAGGAAAUAGAACUUGCCAUCUACACAGGCUCGAGACACGCUGACCGGCUCAGGUCCAUCUACUCGAGCAAGGAAACUGCAAAGCGCGGCUAUGUAGAAUUUAGACGGAUUGAUUUUCUUGGCAGUCGGAGAAGUUUUGAAAUGUUGAAACGCGUAAAAGGCGACAAUAACAGUAACCUCUACGAGUUAUUGAUCCGAGCAUGAGCUCCGUGUUCUUGGCAUUCGUCUCCUCUGCUGAGGGAUCCAACUAGUUUCUGCUAAAGUAUUAACCAGUUUGAAACAAGGGACAUACAUAUGUUGUGCAUAUGAUUUAGAAGAUACAACAAUGCCACCCUUGUUGUAUUUCACAUUGUCAAUAUAGACAUGUAUUAAUUUGAUUACUGGCCUUAAAUUUACUGUCAAAUUUCUAUUUUGAGAAUGGUUAUAUGGCAGCUUGAGAGUUUGUUAAUAGAGAUUGAUUUAUAAAUUUCUAUAUUACGUUUUAUUUGUGUUUAA
Salvia splendens (bonfire salvia) is the source of this 2235-nucleotide messenger RNA. RefSeq lists its product as uncharacterized. The record is from RefSeq and is a predicted model, not a curated record. The coding region runs from base 304 to 1944 and encodes 546 amino acids. The transcript has 10 exons. Lineage: Eukaryota; Viridiplantae; Streptophyta; Magnoliopsida; Lamiales; Lamiaceae.